UCUUCCCAUAGAAAAUGGUUACCACUGCCCAAUCUCAAGCAACCACUGUACCACGCCAGAUUGCCAUCAUAGGUGCUGGUGUAGUCGGCACAGCCGUGGCAACACAACUUGUUCAUGCCGGUUAUUCGGUCAGCAUCAGCAAUUCGAGAGGCCCCAGCAGUCUCUAUGAAGUAGAGAGAUUAACAGGUGCUAAAGCACUGGACCUCGAGCGAGCAGUAUCCGAAGCGGAUGUUGUUGUCCUGGCGGUGCCCAUGAGUGGUAUUCUCCCCUUGCAGCCGAUUUUACAUUCAUGUAUGCGCCCUGGCAUGGUCUUGGUUGAUGCCUGCAAUUAUUAUCCUUCGCGUGAUGGGAUCAUUCAACAGGUGGAUGAGGGUAUGGCGGAGAGUGUCUGGAUAUCAGAAACUGUUUCGUUCCCUGUUGUGAAAGCCUUGAAUAAUAUCAUCGCGCUCAACAUUGCUUCUAGUGCGAGACCAAAAGGUUCGCCUAAGAGAGUGGCGCUCCCUGUCGCAGGAGAUGACGACAAAGCUGUGGCAGUUGUGAUGGAAUUGUUGGAAGCAAUAGGGUUUGACGCAUUUAACGCGGGUCCCUUGGAAGAUUCAUGGCGACAACAGGCUGGACAACCGGCAUACUGCACCGAACCAACCUUGAAAGAACUCGUGACUUUGCUCAGCUCAGCACACCGAGAAAAGGCGAAGGAAAAUAGAGAUAAGGUAAUGGCAAUUGCAAAGAAACUACCACCAGAUUUUUCGCCGCAGAGUAUGGUGCAAGUAGCCCGGCUGGGCGCUGGUCUAGAUUUGUGGAAGCCUCGAAGUUGGCUCGCAGCGAUACAGCUUGCGUACGCUCUUGCACGGGCGAGUUUCAAACGCACUGCUUAA
Trichoderma atroviride IMI 206040 is the source of this 875-nucleotide messenger RNA. RefSeq lists its product as uncharacterized. Gene Ontology annotation, cellular component: endosome; plasma membrane. Gene Ontology annotation, molecular function: ferric-chelate reductase (NADPH) activity; cupric reductase (NADH) activity. Lineage: Eukaryota; Fungi; Ascomycota; Sordariomycetes; Hypocreales; Hypocreaceae. Gene Ontology annotation, biological process: copper ion import. The record is from RefSeq and is a predicted model, not a curated record.